Messenger RNA from Trichoderma reesei QM6a, 339 nucleotides. RefSeq lists its product as uncharacterized. NCBI's taxonomy places the organism in Eukaryota, Fungi, Ascomycota, Sordariomycetes, Hypocreales, Hypocreaceae. The record is from RefSeq and is a predicted model, not a curated record. The transcript has 3 exons. The coding region runs from base 1 to 339 and encodes 112 amino acids.
AUGACUACAGCCAAGGCCUCCACCUGCUGCCGCAAGGGCACCGACGCCGAAUGCGCCUGUGCCCAAAAGGCCACCUGCUCGUGCGGCAAGCAAUCCGCCCUUCACUGCACCUGCGCCAGCGCCUCCUCCGAGAAUGCCGUCGAUGGCCCGCGCUGCUCGUGCCGCGCUCGUCCCGCCGGCCAGUGCACCUGCGACCGGGCCGCGACCGAGAACGCGCCCGUUUCAGGCUCGACCUGCCAGUGCGGCGCUCGACCAGCCACUGCGUGUACCUGCGAAAAGGCUGCAGAUGGCGGCUACAACCCUGCCAACGAGGUCGACUUUACCAACUACUCCAAAUAA